Messenger RNA from Exophiala viscosa, 1104 nucleotides. RefSeq names its product glutamine synthetase. The record is from RefSeq and is a predicted model, not a curated record. The transcript is spliced from 6 exons. Gene Ontology annotation, cellular component: cytoplasm. Gene Ontology annotation, molecular function: glutamine synthetase activity. Lineage: Eukaryota; Fungi; Ascomycota; Eurotiomycetes; Chaetothyriales; Herpotrichiellaceae. Bases 1 to 1104 code for a protein of 367 amino acids.
AUGGCCGGCGUCGGUGAAUCGACCGUUGUUUCCAAUGCCACCAACUUGGCGAAGUACAUGAAAUUGGAUCAGAAGGGCAAAGUCCUUGCUGAGUACAUCUGGAUUGAUGGCACAAAUGGUCUGCGUAAUAAAACAAAGACCUUGAGCAAGGCCCCCUCGAGCGUCGACGAUCUGCCGGAAUGGAACUUUGACGGUUCCUCCACUCUGCAAGCCCCGGGCGACAACUCCGAUGUCUACAUCCGUCCCGUUGCCAUGUUCCCAGAUCCAAUCCGUUUGGGCGAGAACGUUCUGGUCAUGUGCGAGACGUGGGAUCCCGAUGGAACCCCCAACAAGUUCAACUACAGACAUGAGGCGGCUCGUCUGAUGGAGGCUAACGCCAAACACGACAUCUGGUUUGGUCUGGAGCAGGAAUACACUCUUUUGGGACCCGAUGGCUGGCCAUAUGGCUGGCCCAAGGGAGGGUUCCCUGGUCCUCAAGGUCCUUAUUACUGCGGUGUCGGCACUGGACGUGUCUACUGCCGUGACAUCGUCGAGGCGCACCACAAGGCUUGCAUGUAUGCCGGUAUCGAAAUCUCUGGCACAAAUGCCGAGGUCAUGCCGGCGCAGUGGGAAUACCAAGUUGGCCCAUGUGAAGGCAUUGACUUGGGUGACCAUCUUUGGGUCUCCAGGUGGCUUCUCCACCGCGUUGCCGAAGAAUUCGGUGCCGUCGUCACCUUCCAGCCCAAACCCAUCCCUGGUGACUGGAACGGUGCAGGUCUGCACACCAACGUUUCAACGAAAGAAAUGCGUGAAGAGGGUGGUAUGAAACACAUUGAAGCAGCCAUGAAGAAGCUUGACGGCCGUCACAAAGAGCACAUGAAGGUCUAUGGUGAAGGCAACGAGGCCCGAAUGACGGGCGCCCAUGAGACCUCAAGCAUCGACAAGUUCACCUGGGGCAUCGCCAACCGUGGCUCCUCUGUGCGUAUCCCACGACAAUGUGCUAAAGAAGGCAAGGGUUACUUCGAGGACCGACGACCUGCCUCCAACGGAGACCCAUACCAAAUCACCGGCGUCAUGGUCGAGACUAUGUUCGGUUCCCUGCCGGAGGAACCAAAACCAGAAUAG